Molecule: messenger RNA, 1435 nt
Organism: Papaver somniferum (opium poppy)
Lineage: Eukaryota; Viridiplantae; Streptophyta; Magnoliopsida; Ranunculales; Papaveraceae
Product: putative F-box protein At4g21240
Exons: 2
Coding region: 506-1027 (173 amino acids)
Source: RefSeq, a predicted model, not a curated record
UUUAUUAAUAAGAAAUGUCUAGCACAGCCGGAUUUUAACACCCGGCAUCCGACAGUCUAGUUAUGUCAUAUCCCUAUGCUACCAGCCAGCAACAUUUCCCAGCUUUCCGUCUUCCGUUAACAUUUUCUUCAAACCCUAACCAUUUCUCUUCUUAUCAUCGCAUUCUCUGUAAACCCCUUUUUCUCCUCAACACAGGUUAUGACGGGGAACUUCAACAUGUUCCCACUAGAGAUCAUUUUAGAAAUACUCGUUCGUUUAUCCACUGAAUCAAUUUUACACUGCAAAUCGGUAUGCAAACAAUGGAGGGAUCUCAUCUCUCACCCAUCUUUCCCCAAAUGCACUUAACUCAUCUCAGUGAUCCAUAUUCUGUUGAUUCUAGUAAGUUGGGCUUUCUGUUCUUGUACCAGAAUGAAGGUACAAUCACUUCUUUUAUUUUGAAUACAGUGAGAAUCAAGAUGAGACACCCUUUAAUGGAAUUACAAGGGUUAACAUACACCCUCCAUUUAUGUUUUAUAAAAUUCGGAAUUCAUGUAAUUGUUUGAUAUGUUUCGGUGUUUCCUAUGGUGAUAAUUGUUCUCUGUUUGAUGCUUGUAUCUGUAAUCCAAUUACUAAAGAAUAUGUUGCUCUUCCAAAACUGGAAGAAGGUUUUACUCGUAAUGGCCGUGUAAUGAGUGGGUUUGGUUACCUUUCUUUAAGUGAUGAGUACAAGGUUAUUAGAAUUUACAAUGAACCCGAGAAACCUAAUGUUGGAUUAGUUGACGUAUAUACUCUUGGAAGUGGCAGGGGAUGGAGAAAUGUAGGAGAAUUCAACCGUGAAAUCGUAUUGUUUGCUUCGCGACAUGGUACAUUUGUAAAUGGAGCUAUUUAUUGGAUAAAUGCAAAUGGAGUCAUUGUAGUUUUCGAUUUAGUUGACGAAAAUUUCCUGACAAAAUUGGAAUUUCUGACAUUUGGUUACUUGAGGGGAAAAAUGGUAAUCGUGAUGCGGAUCCCAUUUGGAGGAAAAAGGCAAGUGUUAUGCGUACUUUAAGACCAUUUGCCCUUCUGAAAAGUGGUGAAGUUCUAUGCUACAAUGAUACCGAUCUGUAUCUCCAUAACCCGACAAUACCAUCUCUAGAAAUGCUUGUGAAUAUGGAUGAAGAAAUUUCUCGGCCCGUUCCUCACAUGAACACCUUAGUUUCGCUGAAAGCUUUAGGAGAAGAAGAUACGCAGAUGAUGUAGUCAGCUGACCAAGGUAAGAGCUAUAAUAAGUGAGGAGGCAGAUGAAGCAGCAUUGCGAUGGAAGAGGCAGUGAUUAGCAGAUGAGGUACCAUUUCUUGAACUCUUUCCAGUCCAGUGCUUGUUAAUGGAUAAUGGAUAGCUAUUACAUAUAGAUUACUGUAAGUCUGCUACUUAUAUGGUACAUCUCGUCUUUAUAUCAUGUGAUAUUUAACUUGGA